Didymosphaeria variabile is the source of this 777-nucleotide messenger RNA. RefSeq lists its product as uncharacterized. The record is from RefSeq and is a predicted model, not a curated record. Gene Ontology annotation, cellular component: cytoplasm. The coding region runs from base 1 to 777 and encodes 258 amino acids. Gene Ontology annotation, biological process: protein depalmitoylation. Gene Ontology annotation, molecular function: palmitoyl-(protein) hydrolase activity; carboxylic ester hydrolase activity. The transcript has a single exon. NCBI's taxonomy places the organism in Eukaryota, Fungi, Ascomycota, Dothideomycetes, Pleosporales, Didymosphaeriaceae.
AUGCCCGGCCGCCUUCCCACCGCGGCCGACUUCCCGCCCUCCGUGACGCUCACCAUCACACCUCGUACGCCUCACCCCAAUUGCCCUACUGGCCCACAGCUGACAAGCACAGCGCCCUCAUCCCAACCCCCCACAAACGUACUCAUCCUGCUCCACGGCCUCGGCGACACCCACGACGCCUUUACAAGACUCGGUGCACAACUCAACUUACCCGAGACAGCAUCCAUCUCCAUCCGCGCCCCGAAGCCGCUCCCCUUCCAUCUCGACGGCUUUCACUGGGGCGACGACAUGGUAUUUGACCAGCACUCGGGCGAGAUGGACAUGGACACCGGCUUCAAAGACUCUACACAGAUGCUUGAGAACGUGAUAAAUGAGGGCUUGAUAACGAAAUGUGGAUACACCGCGCGCGAAAUCAUACUGUUUGGCUUCGCGCAGGGCGGUAUGGUAGCGCUGCAAGUCGCUGCCUCGCUCGACCAGGAAUUAGCCGGUGCGGUCAGCGUUGGGGGCGGGCUCUCGCUUUCUGCGCCCCUUACUGCGGUUGGCAAGAAGAAUAGGACGCCUGUGCUUGUGUGCAAGGCGAGCCAGGCGUCCAAGGUGACGGAUGGCGCGGUCAAGAGGCUGCAGGAUACAUUUGAGUUUGCUGACGUGAAAGAGUGGAAGAGGACUGGAGAUGGCAUGAUGAGGAAUAGGGAGGAGAUGAUGCCGAUAAUGCAAUUCUUCGCGAGGAGGCUGAGGAGUAGGAGGGGCGUGCCUGAGGGCAGUGUUGCACUGACUUGA